Messenger RNA from Trypanosoma cruzi, 669 nucleotides. RefSeq lists its product as uncharacterized. Lineage: Eukaryota; Euglenozoa; Kinetoplastea; Trypanosomatida; Trypanosomatidae. The coding region runs from base 1 to 669 and encodes 222 amino acids. The transcript has a single exon. The record is from RefSeq and is a predicted model, not a curated record.
AUGCCGUCAAAUGUGCCGAAAUGUGCGUAUAUAUUUGUCUAUCUGUCCUUGUUGUUUGGUGUUUACAGUCUGCAUUUUGGGUUUAUUGUGGAGUGUUUUUUUUUUCUCUUGCUUUUUGUGUGUUGCCUUUGUGAAGCUGUUUUAGUUUCUCAGGGUUCUGAAUUAAGUUGGAUUCUAAGGGAAAAAAUUAUUAUUAUUAUUGUUUGUUUGCUAAUGAGUGUGCGGAGUAUUGUGACAAAGCAGCUUCUACGACAGUCCACGUUGCAGCCGCGGCUGAAGCUUCCUGCUGGUAGGGUCGUGUCACUUGAGGAGGGUCGACGUUUGGCACGCUUGGUACACGAGGAGGCGGAACAAACAGAUGCUGCCAAUUUGGCUGCCGUUGAGAAUCGGUCGCUGAAUUCGCCUGUCGUUCUGGAGGAGGAGGUAUCGAAGCGCAUUUUGCUGCUGCGACAGAGGAGUAAUAAGGCUGCCAAUAUCAGGGCAGCUGUCGCUUAUGCCCAGCGUAGCAAGGUGCCCGGUGCCGUGGGGAAAAUGGGGACAGAGGUGCGUGAGGUGGCCGUGAAGUUGCUGCGCAAAGAUUCUUCUGCUCGUGGCGCAUUGAAGGAGCGUCAUGAACGCACCAAAAGGACGAGAGCCUCGAAGAAGCGGGCGGUUGGCACACGCAAGUGA